Molecule: messenger RNA, 6866 nt
Organism: Gigantopelta aegis
Lineage: Eukaryota; Metazoa; Mollusca; Gastropoda; Neomphalida; Peltospiridae
Exons: 17
Coding region: 395-3751 (1118 amino acids)
Cellular component (GO): nuclear envelope; cytoplasm
Source: RefSeq, a predicted model, not a curated record
AUAACCUGUAUUUCCUGGAGACGCAUAAACAUAUAUUUUAACCCCUGAAAAAACCGAUAUACGAUACUGUGUCCAUGACUGUCAAAUUCUAACGGUAAUACGGUUGAGGAAAGCUGGGCAGUCCUAUUGAUUGGCCUGUUCCAGGAGCUGUUGAAAACGUUGUAUGGAAGCGUUCGUUCAACUGGCAUUGCUCUUCAUGCAGCAUGCGCGCCGACGAUGAUGUAUAACCACCGGUCGUGUAACUGUCUUCUUAUGGAAAAUGCAACUGAUAAAACCCCUUUAAAAAUAAAAGGACCGUGUUGGUUUCAAGGGACAUCACUCUUGUUUAUUUACGGUCGUCGUCGUCUGCUAUGGACGGAUCGGUCGAGACACAACUGUCAACGCUGCUUGUACAAUGGACAGAAAACGAUUUUCUGAUGGAGUAAAAGAUUCACAGCUUUCUGAACCCCAAGAAAGUUUUCUUACAGAAGAACCUCAUAAAAAUGAACCUUUUCCAAAUGAGGAGCAGAUUGGUAUUAUAGUUAUCUAUCCUCCAGAUAUAGAUGGUGAGACAAAAACUUUUGAGUACUUAAAACCAAAAGAAGGAUUUCUGGAACAUCUGUUGGAAGUAGACAAAAUAGAAAACGGACACACAAAACCUUCACCCAUAGCUGUAGAUGACAAAGACAGAAUAUUACCACAAGAUAGAAAGUUAUGUUCACUAUCAUCUUUUGUUGAAACCAGGAACUAUCUAGCUGAGAGGGGAGUUGUUAUAACCCCAAGGAGUUCUCAUGAAUACAAGUUGUUCACAGUAAAAGGUGGAAAAAUAUUUUCGGAAAACAAAGAUAUAUUGCAAAAUUGUAAUGAACCUUAUGACACGAGCGGUACAAGGAUUGAAUUAAGAUUAAACCAAACUGCAAAUCCAACAGUUGUAUCAUCUCUCCCAGGUGCUUUGUCUGACCCGUGUGCGCGAUCACCAGCUUCCAUUAACAAGAUGAGCUACACAAUUGACGGUUAUACAUCGGCAUCGUCGUCACGGCUGCUGCAGGAGGAACUGCGCCAACUGAACGAACGCUUCAUGUCGUAUAUACAGCGCGUUCGACAGCUUGGUGAACAGGCCAGUCAGGGCGACUGCUCAGCUUUACUCACGUCAACAAAAAGUCUCGAGCAGGAAAUAAACAACUUAAAAAAUCUGUAUGAGCAGGAAUUGCAGAAACUAAGGGAUGAGAUGGAAGCUUUGAAUAAGGACAAGGCAUGUUAUCAAGUCCAGAGCAACAAACAUCAACAGGUGGCUGCCGAGCUACAGGAAAGGUUUUUGUACAGAAUGUCGGGAGAGGUUGACAAGAACCGGAAACUGAGAGAUGAGCUUAACAGCCUCCAGAGAAAGGUUGUCCAUCUUGAUGCAGAACUACAUGGUAGCAGCCGGGCCAAUGAGAUGCCCUCUGAUUCCAUCAGUUUCCAGAGAACUAUUGAAAACCUCAGAAGAGAAAAUGAAGUCUGGCAGAAAAGAUACGAACAUGAACAGAUAGCUCGGCAGCAGGCAGAAGAUCUGAUACAACAGAUAAUGAAGAAAGUUGAAUUCAAUGAACAGGUCUACAAGCAACAGCUCAAAGACCUGAACGAACGGAAUAAUGGUGCCGUAGCGACCAUCAUGUGCCUGGAGACGAAGAUCCGUGAGCUUACCAAUAAUGACAACUCUGUCUCAGAUAUGCUUAAGCAAGUCCGGGAGGUAGCUGAAUCUGAACUCAAUAAAUACAAGAUGGAAACAGAGGCACAGCAGUUUCGAGAUAUGUCUGGACUGAAGUCGCAGAUGCAGCAGGACUCAACUAUCAUUGAGAAUUUUCAGGCUGAAAACAGCAGACUUCAAGCAUGCAAUGAUGAUUUGAUUGGAAAGAUAUACAAACUGGAGGGACAGGAGCCACAUGCUAAACCUGAAAAUAAUAUCUCAGGCCUCGAAUCUCAGCAGCAGACGUUUGAGGACAAUGUCCAGAGAGAGCGCUGUCAGGCAACUGAAAACAUCCGCCGGCUUGAGAACAAACUGCGUCAGGUUCAGGAUCUUCUGUUUGCCAAGAUCCAGGAAGUGAGCGACAGUCGGGAAUCAAAUGUUCCGCUGAAAACCGAAAUUAAGGCUUUGAAGAUUCUUCUAGAAGAGGAGGAGCGAAGACUCACACGAACUCUAGCAUCCCCAACAAAGGUACAUGCAAGUAACCUGCCUAUAUCGCCCAGAAUUACGGAAUCAUUUCCAUCAAGGCCAACUGAAGACAAGAAGCCUUCGACGCCCAGGAGUAGGUCAAACUCUCUGCCCACAUCUCUGCCCACACCUCAGACUACUACAGCUCCAGUAUCCCAGCCUGUCAACACAUACAGCUACAUGCCAGACUUCAUGUCUUCCCCAGCGUUCGCUCCGAUGACGUCGGACCCCGUGUACGACUCGUAUGGCUACAGUACAGGAGCCCAUGCAGGCUACGAAGAGGAUUUCGCAGCGUCGUACACGCCCAUGUAUGUAGACCCUUGUGAGCCGGUUACAUCUGCGGAGUCCACAUCCCGGUACACGUAUGAACGGACGCCCAAUGUAAACCGCCUGCUCCUGGAACAGUCGCCGCAGAACUCGCCAAAAGACAAUGACCCCAGCAGUUCAGCCAACAGUAAGGGUUUGAGGGCCAAGUCAGCUCCAGCCAAUGCCUCUGCAAGGACUGGUAUCAGUCUGGUGCCAUCAUCGCUUGGCACAGGCCGGGACUACUUUGAUGAGAUGUUUCAAGACCUGCAGAGAGACACGCUGUACACUGCAGUGAGGCCCAAGAGCUCCCCGACUGGCCAUCAACCCUACAGCAGCACCACUCACGAUUACACCACUUCAACCAGCAGUUCUAUUGGUGACAUCAAGAUUCUUGAAGUCAAUCAGGAUGGCAAGUUUAUUCGGCUCUUCAAUGAUGGUGCUCAGGAAAUUGAAAUUGGCAAUUACAUGAUCCAACAAAACGUUGGCGGUCAUCCGGUGGCAGUGUAUCGAUUUCCACCCCGCGUGAAGUUUGCAGGAAAUACCACGAUCACGGUGCAUUCUGGGAUGAACGACGUCAUACUUCACCAGCCACCGAAGGAUUUUGUCUGGAAGGAACAGCUAAAAUGGGGUACUGGGCCCGAGUGUACCACUAUUCUGUGUCGACCGUGUGGACAGGCCAUAGCCUGGACGACUGCUGCCCACCGGUUUACACGCGAUCCUUGUGAGGAGAUGCAAAAAGGACGAGCAGGUGGAUCUGUUGAAAGUGACAGUCUGGCUGGGGGGGAUGAGAGGUUGGUGGAGGUGAACAUGGACAGACCACAACUGGAACCAGUCUAUUUGAAGAGAGAGAAGCAGCAGCGACCAACUUUGAACCCAACACGUCAUCCACACGGUACAUCUGAAAAUAUAACUACACAUCCACACACUGGGCAGGCACGACCUCUCAUCUUCGGCAAUGACAACAGCACGAACAGUCGACAGAGCAGAUCUCAGUCAAUGAGGCCGGAUCCUAUCCCAGGUAAAUGCAGUUCCGGUGUUUCUGCCCAGAGAAUGGGGAGUGCACCCCUUCGCAAAUAUACUACAUCAGGAACAUUGAAGGGAAGUGGCUAUAUUGCUAACAAAGCUGACAUGACUCCAGGUAAGACCUCUCCACCACCAAGCCCCUUUAUGAAGCCGCACUACCGCAAGGACGUGGGUCUUCAACAGCUACAAUCACAACACAAUGCCGACUUCAUACCACCCAUGCCACGGCCACCACUCUUCUCGGCUUGGUAACAGUCUCGUCUGUCCACUCGAAACAGCUGCUCAACAACUCAAGCUCUUAAUGUCUUUUUCAAAAUUAUUCUAGGAGUUUUAGUAACUAUUAGGUGGAACUAUCAUAAGUAGCUGUAUGCAGUAUAUGUUUUGGGUUGGAAGGAAGAACUUUUAUUAUGCAACAUUUUCUGUUAUUUUUUCAUUUAUUAUUGUGAGGUGUCAGUGACGUUUGUUUGGUUUUACCCAUUUGUAUUGUUGUUACAUUUAUCAUCUACAUGUAAAUAGGUUUUAGUUGCAACACAUCAUGUCAAGUCCAUUCAUUUGUGACCUGCAGUUUGUUGUACGAUAUUAUUCAGUCUACAAAAAUUCAAAGGUAUGCUUUUACAAUAAACUAUGUAGUUUGUUAUUACCAAUGUCCUUAAACAUUUUGAUUUAAUAAAUAACUGAAUUUUUUUCAUGUUGCUCUAAAAAUAAGUAAAGUUAACCAAAAUACAAAGUUUAACUACAUAGCAUAUAAGAAUAUUAUAAUUUUAGACUGUACAUAAAAAACAUAAUAAACUGCAUUUUAAACAAUAUGUACUUGACCCUUUACAUGUAGGUGUAAUAUUAUUUAAUUUCAUAACUCUAAAACUGAUUUAUAUGGUUGUCACUAUUAAGAAUGAUAUCUAAAAAGUGCAAAAACGUUAUUUAAAUGCACCACAAAUUGUGGAAUUUAAAAAAAAGUUGUAGUUAUAAGCUGAUGAGCUAUUUGUAAUAUCUUGAAGUUAGUGAAGUUAAGCACAGGCUUUUAUAACAAGAAAGAGUACUAUCUAGAAAAUGUCAUUUUGGUUUUCAUUUGAUGAAUUAGGUUUUUUUUAAAGUAGAAAUAUGGAUCCUAAACUAUAAUAAUAAUUUUACUAGUGCAUGCUAUAAUGGUACGUAAUAAAAAUGGUAAGUACUAGUGACUAGAUAUCCUGCUAUCAGUUUAUAUUGCUAUUAUGUUUUGAUUUUUCUUUUCAUAUCUUUUAGAUAAUUUUCAUAAAAAUAUAAAUCUUCCAAAUGAAUAUUUUAGACCAAGCAAGCAUUUAUGAUGCCUAUGUUUUAUCAGGUAUCGUAAAUGUAAAUCAUACAUGAAUACAAGGCAAAAGACCAAAAUGUGCUAAAAUUGAAGAAGAAGAAUUGGUCUGAUUGUUCCUCCCAUGUAGACGGAGUUUCUUAACAGAAACAUUCUGGCUUCACUGGUUUUAUGUAUUAUUUUGACCGAAUGGAUUUUUUAUAAAAUAUAUUUGUAGUCAUGUACCCACCAGUUAUUUGUAUCAUUUAUUCUAUAUUACAUAUUUAUCAGAGUUUUAUACUGUUAUUAAAGUGCCUAUCUGUCUCAAUGCUGCUAUAUAUUAUAUAACUUUAGGUGUACAAUAUUUAUUUUAUGUAUAUAUGUGUAUGAAUAUGUGUAUUUAGUUUAAUUACCAAUUAAUUUAUUUGUUCUUAAUAAAUGUAAUGCAAAUUAGAAUAUGUGCAUACUGUACGAUUCAAAAGUGAUAUAUGUAAAGAUGGAAGCUAUGUACAAGUAUUACAUGUAUUUAUAUCUACAUGUAUAGAUUACUGCAGAAUGAAAAUAAACACUUAAUAAUUUAUUCCAUUUCACAGUGACAGUGUUUAGGUUUCCCUUUGUCAUUAAAAAAUGUCCAGCAAUGUAAUGUCCAAAAGUGAAAUCCUUUUUCUCUUGUUUAGUGUUUCAACAUAUAUGUAUGAGCAAAAAUGGCAAGACAUUACAACAAGGCAGUUGAUGAUAUUCAUUGAAAAAAAACUACAAAACAAAUUGGGUUUACUAAAACAAUAGUUGUAUAAAUUUUGCAUCAAUAUUUAAUAAUAAUAAUAAUAAUAACAAUAAUAUGGGGAUGCAAGAUUGUAACCUUCAAUAUGUAACAGUUGUUACCUGAAAUCUUUAAAACAUUUUUAUCUUGAAAAGGUAAGUAAUGUAAUAUAUACAAUGAAUAUGUUAGUUCAUCAUAGUGAGAGAGUGGGGGAUCAUAAAUAUAAAUAAUGAUUUAACAAACGAUAAAAGCAAGUACCAACUAUUUAAUAGAAUUGGAGCCAUGUUCCCUUACUUAGCUUAUGAAUCAUAUGUACAAAAAUCCUUAUUAUUUUGGUUGAAUUUUUAUGGUGAAAAUAUUAAGUCCUUUUUAAUCAGAUCCAAUUCGAUCUUCAGAUACAAUGUAAAACAAAUAUUGAUAAUCAGUCCAAGGCAGCAUACUAAAUGAUUUUCUAUAUCUUUAUUUCUUUUAAUAUUGAGGUCCUAAGGAUUAUUCAGUUAUCUUCCCUUAUUAGAUUGUACCAUUAUCCAGAUUCUUUCAUUGUGUAAACAUUAUUAAUUUAAAAUUUACCUAAGUUGCUAUUUUUAUAUAAUAAUACAUGUAUUACCUUUUUAAAACCAGACUUCAGUGAGUUAGAAACUUAUCUAUUCUAAUAAACUACUUUUAUCAAAUACAUGUACAUAUAUAUUUAUCAAAGAGAAUUUUUUUAUCAUAUUGUUUUUACUUUAUAUUCUAUACCCUGAACCAAAGGAUGAUCUAGAAACUGUUUAGCAACUCAAAAAUAAAACAUGUAUAUAGUGAUUUCUGUUAAUUAUAUGUAGCUUUUAUAGUUGUUACUUUUUAUACCAUAAACAAAAUAUGUACCAUACUAGUAGUUAGAAUAAAGAAACAAAAACAAUAUUAAAAAGUAUAAUAAUUCUAUCAACUAAUCUGUCUAUAUACUAACAAAUCUUGCUAACUAAUGUUAUUUUUUAUCUAUGUAGAUUCUGUUUUGUAAUGGAUAAGAAAGUUGCUUUAGAAAUUUAGAGGUUAUGGUGUUCUCGUUUAGUCGGCAAAUUGUUCCAAUUCAUUUAUAGAUUAAUAUGCAGCAUCUUUAAAAUACACAUUGCCUUUACAGCAUAUUUUAAACAGUAUCUCAGUAAAAUGUAAUUCCUUGUUGCCUUUGUAUUAUGUGGAUAUGGAAAAUGCUUUAUAUGCUCCAGGCAUACUGCUGAAUUGUGAUGCUUAACAGUUACUUUCUUAUCAUAUGGUUUUUGUUAGACUGUGAUACUUUUUGUUAUCCAAUUAUAUUUUCAGAAGUGCUUCUGUGAUAGAUCUGGAAGAAAUAAAUAUGUUCCAUAGCA